GAUAAAAUUAUGUCAGAAGGAGGCGUUUACAUGCACGUUUUACACUAUUCCACCUGCGACGUGUAUACUCGCUUUUUUUCUUCAAACAGAUUUUAAUCGUUUCCUUAUCAUUGCAUCUGCAAAACAAAUGGUAGCGAUCACAUACGACCAGAUUUUAUCUGAAUUACAGGUCCAACUUUUAUUAUUUAAAGAAGUGAACACGAUGCUUUGAGUCAUUCACCCAAACUGACUGCAGAUAAGGACGAGCAGCAGGAAACACUGCUCUGUCUGUGGCGCUUCUAAGAUCAAUGUUCUUUCUUAGCUCAUGGAGGCAAGAUAAAAGAAUGUGCAUGUGUAAGGAAGAAGAGACGUGUGUGACAAGGACUCAUUUCCAGGAUACUCUUUGCCGAAGUGGAAACAAAAAAUACAGUUUACGAUUAAACGGGUUUAUUCGCAAUCUGCAGAUGGAAUUUCAGCAUGAAUCUGAGCAGGGUCACGACGAGCAUUUAGUCCAACAGAAGCAGGACAUGGCGUUAAUGGUGGUUUGCGUACAUAAUCAUUACCAAAACGGGAAUUCUUCAGAGAAAAUUAAAUGGGCAAAAAACAGUCGGUUCUUUUUUUUUGUCAGUUGCCUCUUGUGAAACCUGGUAGACCGAAGUUAUUAUCAGAAGUUUAUGGAGAUAAUAUUUUACCUGUGCUCAGCUCUCUUUCUCCAUAUCCCCCCAGUCGCUGGCAGCUCAUUCCGAAUCGGAGUUGGCAGCAACUACUCCAGCGCCUAUGAGAAGAACAUCCUCCCGUGCCGAAAGGAGGAGCUUCAGUGUGGUAAGGGGCUCUGCCUCGUUAACUGGCUGAUAUGUCACUAUAAGAAGGACUGUGGCAGGGAGUUGAUGUCGAUCAAAUUGAUCUGCUCAGAAGUGAGCUCGAACCAGAGCGGUCCGGUCAAUGAGUACCCCAACUACAGGGAGGGUGGCAGCGACGCCAGCCUGCUGGUGUCACCCCUGGUGGUUGCGGGCAUCGUCAUCGGCCUGGUGCUCUUUCUGUCUUGCGUCACCAUCAUCAUUGGCAGCCUACGUAAAGACAGCCGGCUUCACAACCCCCACCUGCGCACAGAGGCCAACUACGCUCCUGAUGGCUUUUCCUACGGGAGCUCUAUCGGGGAGCUGAGGUCAGCCUGCAUUGAGGAAUCCCCACCAGCCUUUGAUUUCGACUCCUACGUGGAGAUGUUGUCCCAAGUCAACGUGAUGUACCCUGACUCUCCACCCCACUACGAGGAAUGCGUGGGGCCUGGUGCAACGCAGAUAUACAUCCCCACAGAUGACCCUCCCCCUUACUCUCUGAACGACCCCUGUCAAGAGAUCGAGACCCAGCCACCACAUACCUGCUUGGAAAUGGAGGAGCUGACGGAGGAGGCCUCGUGGGUGACAGGAAGUGCCUCCAGGUAUCCAAUCAUACUGCAGGAAAUCAGGCAGCAGGCAAUCUCCUCCAUCUCACUCCCCCUGGAGGAGGCACCUCCGUACGAGGUGGUCAUCUCCAACCAGAACCUGCCCCUCCCUAUGAUCCCACUGGACCUGCUCAAGCACACAGCCCCCAAGUACCAUCACCAGCAACCCACUAUCCACAGGAUCCUGUAAAUACUAUACCCCAAGACACUCCUACAGCAAGAUUUGUUUGGUUUGGGUUUUGUGUCUCGUUUACAGAAAGUCCAGAGAAACGGUGCACUUAUGGUUAUUUACCCUUGGAAUCAUCUAUAUCCAGAAGCUUUAGCCUUGUGUAUCCCUGUGUCAAGUCUAUUUUCUGAUAAUGCACAAUACUCUGCUACACUGCUCUCUCAUGAAUUGGUGCAGUCAACAAUCAGGACUGCUUGACGAGGAAGGUAGAUGCUGAGGACUUUUCAGAUUGCUGACAUUUUAUUUUUGGGUGGUUCUGUAUACAGUUUUCUAAAUGGUUACGAGAUUGAAGUGACUCAGCGUAAUUUUCUCUGAUCUGCUUUUGCUGCAGUCUGUCCCGAUCCAGAACCUUUGUUGUAUUCAGCGGCCUGGCAAUCUCUGACACUUUAAGAGCUUCCCGAAGAGGGCAGCGUGGAAUAGUUUUUCAACACAAAAGCGACUGUUUCAGAAUGGUGAGAAUCACAGUGAAGGAAGUCUGGACUGGGUCCAGCUAAAUACAAGAAUGCUUUUCAGCUGUGUAAACUGCUCCCAUAUCAGCUAUGCUUAUUGCCCUAUAUAUAUAUAUAUAUAUAUAUAUAUAUAUAUAUAUAUAUAUAUAUAUAUAUAUAUAUAUAUAUAGCAUACGAAAUUAUCUUGAUCCCAAUGAUCCCAAAAUCUGCAGUAGCAAAACAAUUAGAUAAGACCAAAUGAAUAUUCGAUGUAUAAGGCCAGACGUGUUGAGUUUUAAUACCAGUAUUGAGACUACCAUAUAAACAUUAUAGUCUGUUGCUUACUGUAUAAUACCUCUAAAGGUCUGAACAUUACAUGACAAGGUAUUUUAGAGGCAGGAUUGUAUUUCCCUCAGUGCCCAGUUUUUGAACAAUUUAGUGUUGCAAAGCUUCACAAAGUUGACAAGCAUGAGCAGUUAAAAAGUUGACAAGCAUAAGCAUUAACACUAAUGUACUUUAACAUUCUUGGUAGACUGUUAGGCCACUUUACUGUAACAUAGAUUCAUUUAAAUAUUAGAGAAAGUGUGUCAGAAUCAAUCUGGAAUGUAUAGCACUGAGUUUUGCAGUGUAAUUGCAGGGCAGUUUUUUUUUUCUGUAGGUCAAUACAGCUCCUCUUUUUUUUUGAGAUUCUAAUACAUCUUAAACUGCAGUUGAAGGAGUGGAGGUAAACCACAUUCUAACUGCAUCUCACAUUCUUAGCUGCACUGCCUCUACAGUGUAGCUAAUAACCAGUGAAACAUACUAAAGAGCAGUAAAGGAUAUGACCCUCCGUGAGGGUCCCUUAGCAAUUCAGCAAACAACCGGGACUAGCAUUAUUCUAUUAUUAUGUUGUACGAAUCUCAUUGAUGUUGAGUGUUAUUAAAGGUAUUGUGAUUAUGACCUCCUGUUAUAACUCCUGUUAUAACUUAUUCCACUUCCUUCAAUAGCUCCCCCAUAGAGGUUAUCUAAACCAUGCAUAGAUAUUUAUUAGUCAGGCCAAAAAAUUAAACUGUUAUCAAAUCUACGUGGUGUAAACAUUUCGUUUAGGUGGUACAAGCUAUGUGUUUGAAAUGGUCUGCUACCAACAGCACACCUGCCUAGUCCUGUAUUUACCAUCAUAACCGAAUCUGGAGUCUUAGUCUUUUCUGCACGUCUGAUGUACAGUGCUGUAUCAAUACAACCUGGUUUGUGUGUUUAGUAUAGAGGGAGUUAUACUGUAUCAUUUGAGUGCAGUGACACCCAGUGGCAUCAGCUGAAUCACCUCCCAUUGAAAAGUAACUGCAGUGUAGUGUACAGUGAAUGCGUAUUUAACUGUGACUAAUACCUGUACAGCGCUGUAGCUGCAGGUUAGCUUUCACUGUAACUACAAUGAUUCUGAAAUGUAAGAUGUGUUGGGACAAAUGUAAUGUUUGAAUAUUCUUUCUAAAGUUAGAUCAAUUCUACCCCCUUUCUUUUGUAAUUUCCAUGAAACUCACAUUUAGACAUCAUAAAUGGUAUACCUGACAAAUGGUUUGCAGUUAUUUGAAUGAGAGUACAUAGCUGGAGUUUACUGGGCUUGACAUGUUAGCAUGCGUUGGUUAAUGUUUGCUAUACACAGGCCAAGCAUUGCUAAUGUUCUCUUAACUAGACCAUUAAAGGAGUUCACACCUUAUCACCUGAGGUGUUGUACUUGUGUUGUAGUAUAUUUUUGCCACUGUCAGGUUAAAUUAACAUGGUCAUGUCAAGCAACUUUUCAAAAGUUAAAAUAUUCAAAUAGUUGUCCCAGCACCAGAUUGUAACUCCUGUUUAACAUCACUUGUUAUAGUGCUGUUUGCAAUUGAAACAAAGGUAAAUUGCAGUCCAGUUAUUGGUAGAUUAUACCAAUUUCACUGCCGUUUAUUUUCUUGUGGGUUUAGGUUGUUACAUAUCCCAGCACACGCCAAGGACAAGAGGAAGGCAUGUACACUCCAUGUAUUGUGUGUCUCUAUUUCUAUGGUCAAUUAUUGUUAUUAGUAAUAAUGACUCUUGCUUCGUAUUACCAGAAUCGUACGUGUAUUUUCAUGGUUUGUAUUAGAGCUUUUCUUCCUUUCUUAUACUCUGGAAAAUAAAUAUUUAAGACUCGUG
Messenger RNA from Acipenser ruthenus (sterlet), 4216 nucleotides. RefSeq names its product protein BEAN1-like. The record is from RefSeq and is a predicted model, not a curated record. Gene Ontology annotation, molecular function: protein binding. The coding region runs from base 654 to 1610 and encodes 318 amino acids. The transcript has 6 exons. NCBI's taxonomy places the organism in Eukaryota, Metazoa, Chordata, Actinopteri, Acipenseriformes, Acipenseridae.